CAUUUGAAACACAAAACUUAGCCUCUAAAACCAAAUAUAUUCACGUUAACAAUGGAAAACAGCAAGUGGUUAGCUACAGUGGCUAGCAUAUGGAUACAGUGCACCUCCGGUGCCACGUACACCUUCGGAAUAUAUUCAUCCGCCCUCAAAUCUAGUCAGGGUUAUGAUCAAUCCACUCUAGACACCGUAUCCGUCUUCAAGGACAUCGGCGCCAAUAUAGGAAUUUUAUCCGGUCUACUCUACAGUGUUGUAACCUCAUCAUCUCGUUUCGGGUCUGGACUUUGGCUAGUCUACUUGGUAGGAGCGGUUCAACUCUUUGCAGGUUACUUCCUAAUGUGGUUGUCUGUGACCGGAGUCAUUGACAGGCCCCAGGUGUGGCUCAUGUGCCUCUUCAUGUUCAUGGCAGCACACGCUCAGACUUUCUUCAACACUGCUAAUGUCAUUGUUGCCGUUCGUAACUUUCCAGAUUACAGUGGAACCAGCAUUGGUAUUAUGAAGGGUUUUUUGGGACUGAGUGGAGCAAUAUUGAUUCAAAUAUACCACACGUUAUUUGACGGCAAACCAACCACCUACUUACUCAUACUUGCUGUGUUUCCAACACUUGUAUCUCUCGCAGUCAUGCCUUUCAUUCAUGCAAACUCUUCAAACACGAACAAUGACAAACCUCACUUGAAUCGCUUUUCGUUGAUAGCGCUCAUUAUCGCCGCAUAUCUAAUGAUUAUAAUAAUCUUUCAAAACAUCUUCACAUUCCCAACAUGGGCUCAUAUUCUUACAACAACUAUUCUUGUGAUUAUGGCAUUGUCACCUCUUCAAGUAGCCUUCACAGCUCAAAGAAGCGAACAACGAUCACCAUCCCCUGUCAUGGCCCCAUUGAUCACGACUUUAGAGGAUCAAAAUGAAGUUGAAAUGAAUCUGUUACAGGCAAUGAGCACAAUCAACUUUUGGUUGUUGUUUCUAGCCAUGGUUUGUAUAAUGGGGUCAGCUUUAGCAACAAUCAACAACAUAACGCAAAUAGGCGAGUCUUUUGACUACUCAACAGUUGAGAUCAACGCGAUGGUUUCUCUAUGGAGCAUAUGGAACUUUCUUGGUCGGUUUGGUGGUGGAUAUGUGUCUGAUUGGUUUUUGCAUAGAUACGGCUGGGGGAGGCCGUUAUUUAUCUGCCUUACACAACUAGUGAUGGUCGCAAGCUAUUUAAUCAUUGGUUUAAGUGGGAAUUUGUACAUUGGUUUAGUGAUUGCCGGUGUUUGCUACGGAUCACAAUGGUCUCUAAUGCCUGCAAUCACUUCGGAAAUAUUUGGGGUGAAACAUAUGGGGACUAUUUUCAACACUAUUGCUGCGGCCAACCCUAUGGGUUCGUAUAUAUUUUCUGUGCAAGUGAUUGGCAAAAUAUAUGAUAAGGAAGCACACGCAACAGGGGGGUUGUGCCACGGGCUUCAUUGCUUUAUGCUUUCAUAUCUAAUAUUUGCUUGGGUUUGUGCUUUCGGGGUCCUUUUUUCCUUCAUCUUGUUUCUUCGGACAAGAGGGUUUUAUGCUUCGAUUUUGCAGAGACGAUUGAAGCAACUACAUGCGUAGUGAAAUAUAUUCUUUUGACUAAUUUUGGAGUAUAUAUGAUAAGUAUGGGUUUACGUUUCUGUUUCUGUUAAGAGUUCUAUAACGAGAUAAGAUGUAUUCAAUUUA
Helianthus annuus (common sunflower) is the source of this 1677-nucleotide messenger RNA. RefSeq lists its product as uncharacterized. NCBI's taxonomy places the organism in Eukaryota, Viridiplantae, Streptophyta, Magnoliopsida, Asterales, Asteraceae. Gene Ontology annotation, cellular component: membrane. The transcript is spliced from 2 exons. The record is from RefSeq and is a predicted model, not a curated record. The coding region runs from base 52 to 1572 and encodes 506 amino acids.